Molecule: messenger RNA, 883 nt
Organism: Aegilops tauschii subsp. strangulata
Lineage: Eukaryota; Viridiplantae; Streptophyta; Magnoliopsida; Poales; Poaceae
Product: flowering-promoting factor 1-like protein 2
Biological process (GO): regulation of flower development
Source: RefSeq, a predicted model, not a curated record
AUCCUUUUCCACAUCCCAGCCUCAACAACCACCAAAGUACACACACCACACUAAUCAAGUACAAAUCCAGGCCACCAAGCCACCCAGCGAGCGAUCGCCAUAUCACACAUAGCGCCAUGUCUGGCGUGUGGGUGUUCCGCAACGGGGUGGUGAAGCUGGUGGAGAACCACCCGGCGUCGGCGGCCGGACCGCCGGGCGGCGGGGCGGUGCGGCGCAAGGCGCUGCUCCACACGCCCACGGGGGAGGUGGUAGCCUCCUACGCCUCCUUGGAGCGCAAGCUCGUCGCGCUCGGCUGGGAGCGCUACUACGUCGGCGGGGGCGGCGCCGCCGGCGACUGCAUGCUCAGGUUCCACAAGCGCUCCUCCGUCGACCUCAUCUCCCUCCCCAAGGACUUCGGCCAGUUCAGCUCCGUCCACAUGUACGACGUCGUCAUCAAGAACCGCGACGCCUUCCGCGUCAUCGACGUCUAGCCUAGCUAGCUGGCUGAUAUCCGGCCUUUCGAUCGAAGCAAGCUCAGCUAGCUCGUGCGUGCGAGCGGCCGCCACCGUCGCAUCCAUGUCGUCAUCGAUCUCCGCUGUUUAACUUGUCCACCUUGUGUAUGUGUGUACGUACCCUGCACUUAUAUACGUGUGUAUGUAUAUGUACUUGUACUAGGCUAUCGAUGUGCAGAGACCUGUGCAUCACUUGCCACUUGCUCGUCAAGCUUGUUUGAUAAUAAUUUGGAAAGGCCAUCAAAAAAUAUUCACUCAAAACUAACAUGUGGUUGAAUGGUUUUAGCGGGGUAGUUAUACAACCGCUGUACCGGAGAGCAAACCAAAUGUAGCCGUGUCUCAUAAGACGAAAUAUUAUUCAGUAGAAGGUGAUGUUUCCGCCGAGACGUUUA